AUGAGCGGCUCUCACGGUGAGACGAGCCCACUGCUCGAGAAUGCCAUUCGUUCGGAAGAUUCAGCAUCCGCUCAGGGCUCACCACCAGCGUUGCACCGCGAACCCAGCACUGGCCCGCCGCGAGGAAUCAUCGAUGUCGCAACAGUGCUUCUCAUCAUGAGCGUCAGCAGUUUCCUCAGCUUUGCCGCCGAUACGGUCAUUCUUGAAGACAUUAUCUGUCGGAAAUACUACCGCGAUCAAGGCGGCUUCACGAAACUGCCGGAGAGAUCAUGCAAGGUGGCGCCCGUGCAGAGCCAGGUGGCCAUCAUCAAUGGCUGGAGAAGUGUUGCUGAAACCCUCCCAGCCCUUGCUUUGGCUGUGCCCUUCGGCGUUCUGGCAGACAGCGUUGGCCGGAAGCAAGUUCUGGUUCUGGCCCUGGUAGGCCUGUUUAUGAACGAUCUCUCAGUACGAAUCGUAUACUGGUUUGGUGAUAUCUUGCCGAUGCAGCUAGUUUGGUUGGGAGCGAUCGGAGCUGGUGCCAUUACCCUGCAAUCCCUUGCUUUUGUCAUGGUCGCCGAAUUGUGCCCACCAGAGCAAAGAGUCGCUGCGUUCUCGCUCAUCCAGUCGUCCCAGCUCCUGGCACAGUUCAUCUUUGUCCCCGUCGGCGGAUUUUUGACGUCCGUGAACCCAUGGCUGCCGAUGGCCUUUUCAUCCGCAAAUAGCGUGGCUGCAAUUCCAGCAGCGUUUGCCUUGCUUCCUGAUACUGGCAAGCGGCAAAACGCUACAGAGAACAGCACUAUGGACCCGGAUUCCCUCGAUGAGCCCCACGAGGGUCGCGAAGCUCACAGUCAGCACACCGCCGACGACGACGAGCUUUCAUGGCUAGUAAAGCAAAUGUGUGCUCUGAUGGCAUGCACUCGCUGGGUGGCCGACAACAGGAAGACAGUUCUAGUCCUCGCAUGCUUCUUCGUGUUCAGUUUUGGAACAUCAUCUAGGGAUGGUAGCCUGUUCCUGCAAUACGCCUCAGCACGCCUCGGCUGGGGGCUGGGGCAGGCCUCAGUUUUUGUGUCACUCGGUGCCGCCACAAACCUCGUGAUCCACGCUAUUGGGGUUCCUGCUUUGUCAACAUAUCUGCUAGAACGUCGGAGGCUCACAGAGAUGGUCAAAGACAAAUACCUGGCACAAUGGAGCGGUUUGGCCCUGAUGAUUGGUACUCUUGUCAUUUCCCAAGCUUCAUCGGCAACUGUCCUGGCGAUGGGUCAGAUCGUAGCAUCUUGUGGUCUUGCCUUCACCAUCACUGCCAGGAGUCUCAUCACAAGUAUGACGUCGCGCGAGCACAUGGCAACUCUGUACACCUUCAUUGCAGUCUUAGACUACGCCGGGAUGCUGACUGGCGGCCCAUCGUCUGCGGCCCUCUUCGACGCGGGGGAAGCGUGGCUUGGUUUGCCCUAUCUCGUUUCAAGUCUUAGUUUCGCUCUCGCGUUGGGCUCUAUAACUAUGGCUCCUUAG
Messenger RNA from Microdochium trichocladiopsis, 1488 nucleotides. RefSeq names its product major facilitator superfamily domain-containing protein. The record is from RefSeq and is a predicted model, not a curated record. Gene Ontology annotation, molecular function: transmembrane transporter activity. The transcript is spliced from 7 exons. Gene Ontology annotation, biological process: transmembrane transport. Bases 1 to 1488 code for a protein of 495 amino acids. Gene Ontology annotation, cellular component: membrane. NCBI's taxonomy places the organism in Eukaryota, Fungi, Ascomycota, Sordariomycetes, Xylariales, Microdochiaceae.